GUUCAUUUACCCUCCUAUCAGUGCUAGUAUACCUUUCCAAAACAACAGGCAGGAUCUGACGGCGGGGUUGAAAGCAUGACCGGUGGUUUCUAUGUGUUUGUCCUGUUUGCCCAUCUCCACGUCUCUUUGAGUGUUGGAAUGACGGGGUUAUACGGUAGCUUCACCUCCCCUGGCUUCCCCCAGCCGUACCCGGACAACCAGCGCGUAGUCUGGAACAUCACAGUGCCACAAGGCCACCGGAUCAAACUCUACUUCACCCAUUUCAGCUUGGAGCCUUCCAACCAGUGUGAAUAUGACUUCAUACAGGUUUUUGCAGAGGGGAACGAAACCUUGCGGUUCUGCGGUCAGGGAGACAAGAACUCUGAAAGCAGCCCCAGGAAUACCAUUAUCCUGUCAGCCGGGAACAUCAUGUCAGUGGUCUUUAGGAGUGACUACUCUAACGAGGGCCGAUUCACUGGCUUCCAAGCAUUUUACACCUCAGAAGAUGUCAAUGAGUGUCUGUUAAACGUAGACGGGGAAAAAGUUUGUGAUCAUUUCUGCCACAAUUACAUUGGUGGCUAUUACUGCACGUGCAAGCAAGGAUUUCAUCUCCAUGACAACAAGAAAUCGUGCACAGUGCCAUGUCCUAGUCAGGAGUUGGUGUCAUCAUCUGGCGUUCUGACCAGUCCAGGCUACCCAGGACCUUACCCACCCAUGAGCCAGUGUGACCACAUCAUCCGUCUGCCAGAGGGUUCCAGAAUUGUUCUGGAAUUCGUUGAACUUUUUGACGUGGAAGGACACCCAGACGUCCCUUGUCCAUAUGAUACAUUGAAGAUCUGGACAGUUGGACAGGAGUACGGACCGUUCUGUGGCUCCGUGCUGCCGGGCCGCAUUGACACAGGAAGUUACCAAGUGCAUGUCACCUUUAAAUCUGACUCUAGUGGAAAAAACAAAGGAUGGAAGAUCAAAUAUACCAGCACCAAGGCCAAGACCCUCUCCAAAGCUACGGACUGAUGGUUUGUUGUUAAAAGAUCAACCCUUUUUUUUCCUAUUGGGGUUUACAAAACUCCAUAAUAAGACGUACCCGUGGCACUUGUUUAAUUGAGCACUAAUUUUGCAUUAUGGUUCUAAAUAAAAAUCCAUUUGUGAAAUGAAAAGCAUUGUAUUAAGAGCUUGCUCAAAGAGAAUUAAUUUCUGCCAUUUCCAGCUUAAAAGGAGUCUCUAAUUCCAUUAAAAAAUAAAUUGGUUGAGGAAAACAUUUGGGUAGAAGGAAGUUUAAUUUGAGAGGCAGUACAUGUUAGUCAUUAAACGUGUUCUAUCAAUUCCUAAAAUUUCCUGUCAUCAGUUACAUUUGUGAUCUGUGCUGGCUGCAGAAAAAAACAUUCAACAUUGUAGUGGAGUAAGACAAAAAACUAUUUUUCAAUUUUCUCCCAGAUCCUCUGACCCCUUAGUAGUUUGGGGCCUUUUUGUCACUUUUCUGCUCUUUUAAUGAUUUACUUUUAUAACAGAUUUUUGUGGCAAUGCUCGAUGUCUAUCUUUUUCAUACAACCUCUGCUUCUUUUUCUUUUUUAAGAUAUUUUUCAUUCAAUUAAACAAUAAUACAACCAUAA
Oryzias latipes (Japanese medaka) is the source of this 1589-nucleotide messenger RNA. RefSeq names its product MBL associated serine protease 2 (gene masp2). Gene Ontology annotation, molecular function: calcium ion binding; serine-type endopeptidase activity. The record is from RefSeq and is a predicted model, not a curated record. NCBI's taxonomy places the organism in Eukaryota, Metazoa, Chordata, Actinopteri, Beloniformes, Adrianichthyidae.